Molecule: messenger RNA, 2202 nt
Organism: Tripterygium wilfordii
Lineage: Eukaryota; Viridiplantae; Streptophyta; Magnoliopsida; Celastrales; Celastraceae
Product: leucine-rich repeat receptor-like serine/threonine/tyrosine-protein kinase SOBIR1
Exons: 1
Coding region: 75-1982 (635 amino acids)
Biological process (GO): protein phosphorylation
Molecular function (GO): protein binding; ATP binding; protein kinase activity
Source: RefSeq, a predicted model, not a curated record
ACAAUUCAUCAGUUGAACGAACCAUGAACUCCUAUAACAGCCACCAUUUCCACACCUAAAUCCGCCACCAAGAAAUGGCUCUCUCUGCAGGCAAACACCUCCUCUCUCUCCUUACUCUCCUAUCCUUCUUCCUCCUAAUCACUGAUGCAAGGUUGGAGUUGGACCCUUCAGACCUCAAAGCCCUCUCAAUCAUCCAAAAAGACUUCGGCUUCAAGGGUCAACGCCACCCAUCCACCACCUCCCCUUGCAAUGCUCCUGGUGUAUUCUGUGAGAGAAGGUUCUCAAAGAACAACACUUAUGUCCUCAAAAUCACGAGGCUUGUCUUCAAAUCCCAGAGUCUUCGAGGGUUCUUAUCUCCGGCAAUCAGACGGCUCUCCGAGCUCAAAGAGCUCUCUUUAUCCAACAACAAGCUUGUUGACCAAGUCCCACCACAGAUAGUCGAUUGCCGGAAACUGGAAAUUCUGGACCUGGGAAGCAACCACUUCUCCGGGGAAGUUCCCUUUGAGUUGUCUUCUUUAGUCCGUCUUCGAGUUCUUGAUCUCUCCUCAAAUAAAUUUUCUGGGAACCUGAGUUUCUUGAAAUAUUUCCCAAACCUGGAAACUCUUUCUAUUGCAAACAAUCUGUUCUCUGGGAAAAUACCAAAAUCUCUGCGAUCCUUUCGCAAUCUCCAGACUUUCGAUUACUCGGGGAAUAGCUUUCUUGAAGGUCCUGCACCAUUCAUGAAAAGAGUUAAUGUUUCAGCAUCUCAGUAUCCAAAACGCUACAUUUAUGCAGAGGAUAAAACUAGAAGAAAUUCUGCUCUAGCACCAGCACCAGCACCAGCUGCAGCCAAUGCUUCUUCCGGUGCUCAGGCUCCGGCUCCAUCAACGGAGCACCACAAGCAUAAAAAGAAGAAUAGGAAGCUGAGAGCGUGGAUUUUGGGAUUCUUUGCUGGAGCAGUAGCCGGGCUGAUAUCUGGAUUUGUAUUCUCGUUGAUGAUGAAGCUGGUCUGGGCAGCAAUCAGAGGUGGGCGAAGAGAUUCAGGGCCAGCGAUCUUUAGUUCACUAAUCAAGAAAGAGCAAUUAGCUUUCUUGGAGAAAGAAGAUGGGCUCGCUUCACUGGAGAUGAUUGGAAAAGGUGGGUGUGGAGAGGUUUACAAAGCUUUGCUGCCUGACAGUGACGGUAAAAUUAAAACGAUUGCUAUAAAGAAGGUUAUUCAACCUCUAAGGGAUGCAACAGAGUUGACUGAUGAAGACAGUAAGCUUCUGAACAAGAAAAUGAGGCAAAUUCGAUCGGAGAUAAACACUGUCGGCCAAAUUAGGCACAGGAAUCUACUUCCCCUAUUAGCUCAUGUGCCACGGACUGACUGUCAUUACCUAGUCUACGAAUUCAUGAAGAAUGGGAGCCUCCAAGACAUACUUAGCCAGGUUUCAGAAGGCAAAAGAGAAUUGGAUUGGAUUGCUCGACACAAGAUUGCCCUAGGAGUGGCAGGAGGGCUUGAGUAUCUGCAUAUUAAUCAUAGCCCGCGUAUCAUUCAUAGGGAUCUUAAGCCAGCCAAUGUCCUUCUCGACGACGACAUGGAGGCGCGUAUUGCAGAUUUUGGGCUUGCCAAGGCAAUGCCAGAUACGCAUACGCACAUCACAACUUCAAAUGUGGCAGGAACUGUGGGUUACAUAGCUCCAGAGUAUCAUCAAACACUUAAGUUCACAGACAAGUGCGACAUGUAUAGCUUUGGGGUUCUGCUAGGGAUUUUAGUGAUGGGGAAGCUCCCAUCUGAUGAGUUUUUCCAACAUACGAAUGAGAUGAGCCUGGUUAAGUGGAUGAGAAAUAUAAUGACCUCUGACAAUCCUAGCCAAGCAAUUGAUUCAAAGCUGAGGGGAAAUGGAUUUGAGGAGCAGAUGCUUUUGGUUCUGAAAAUUGCUUGCUUUUGCACCCUUGAAGAUCCAAAGCAGAGGCCUAACAGUAAGGAUGCUAGGUGCAUGUUGUCUCAGCUCAAGCAUUGACCAUGUAUGAUAUAAUAAGUUUUAGCAACUGUAAGAACAAUGAUAGUUCUAAGUAUGUAUGGUUCAUCUUCAUCCAAUAUGUUAAAAGCCCUAAGAUAUGUAUUUUCUCAUCAAUGUUAUGAAGCAAAUAAUGCAUAACACAUGGGUACUGCCUUUAUUUUUCUUUAGUUUUUAUGGCAAAUGUAAAAUCUAAAAAGCAAACUAUACCUUUAUUCGUUCU